Molecule: messenger RNA, 967 nt
Organism: Gilbertella persicaria
Lineage: Eukaryota; Fungi; Mucoromycota; Mucoromycetes; Mucorales; Choanephoraceae
Product: Sodium/calcium exchanger protein-domain-containing protein
Exons: 7
Biological process (GO): intracellular calcium ion homeostasis; monoatomic cation transport; transmembrane transport
Cellular component (GO): membrane
Molecular function (GO): monoatomic cation transmembrane transporter activity
Source: RefSeq, a predicted model, not a curated record
AUGGAGCACUGUAUGGACGCAACGCCUGGCUUAUUCAACUAUAUUCAGCUUUAUUACUGCUCUUCAGUUCGACCAAUUACGUUUAUCUUUAUGUGUUGUUGGUUGGUGUUUUUGUUUGGUUUUGUUGGUAUUGCAGCUUCUGAUUUCUUUUGCCCUAACCUACAGACCAUCGCAUCUGCAUUACAUUUAUCUGAGAGUCUAACGGGUGUAACGUUUCUAGCAUUUGGUAAUGGUAGUCCUGACUUGUUUUCAACAUUCAGUGCCAUGCAUUCCAACUUAGGUUCGCUUGCCUUAGGUGAAUUGAUAGGUGCAGCAGCUUUUAUAGUAAGCGUAGUAGCAGGCUCCAUGUGUGCCAUCAAGCCUUUUCGUGCCAAAAAAUUUAGUUUUAUGCGAGACGUGUCUUUCUUUACAUGUGCAAUUAUACUUGUCAUGUUAAUCGUGUCUGAUGGCUUAAUUUACCUGUACGAAGCCAUUCUUUUGAUCGUAUUCUACGUUAUUUAUGUGCUUGUGGUUGUUGGAGGCAAUUAUUAUAUGAAGAAGAGAUCAAACUAUCUGAAUCUUGUCGAAAGAGCUCGUCUAGAAUAUGAGGAGAACGGGACAGAUGUAGACAAUCUUUUAAGAGGAAACAUGUUUAGAGAUAAUGAGGCAAAUGAAGAUGAAAUGGAAUUGUAUGAUGAAGGGUUUGAAACAGAAGGAUAUCAAAACAUGAAUCAUCAAAGAAAUGGGUUGCAUCCCAAGCUAAGAAUUCGUACAUCUCUUUUUCAAGCUAUUGAGUUUCAAGAUGUUGUGCAGUCACUUCAAAGCACAAGUUCACGCUCCAACCAUUUUCGAUCUCGUCCUUCCCGUUCGACCAGACAACAGUCUUCAACACACGAACUUUAUUCUGAUGAAGUGUCUUUGCACAGAGCAGAAAGUAUUCAUAACGACAUAGCAUCCACCACAUUCAGUCGAUUCUCGUUCCAUCCUC